AAACAUUUUUGGGAAGUUUUAAGUUUAUAAAGGAAAACUCGGGCAAUUUCGAUCAAGGUUGGACAAAUUUUUGUCAGCCGUUGGCGGCCUAUAUGUGCAUGACAUCGCAAAUAUAGAUUAAAUCAUUAAUUUCAUAAUUAUAUGUAUUCUUCACAGAAUGGCAAAGCAGCAUUAUAAUACCAUCGUGAUGGCAAGACGAUAGCAAAUUAUAUAUCCAAAGAUGAUUUCUUCGACAUAAAUAAAUUAUUGCAUUGCUGGGAAUUAAAUAGUCAAAAGAUUGGAAGGCUCUUCAAUAUAUUCAAAUUAAAUCGAAACCAUUUACCGUAAUGCCAAUGUUUAAUGAUAAUAAAUUUCGAAUGACCAGAUCAGUGCAACUCGCUACAGCGCGUAAUUACAUGGAACGAAGACGGCUCGGUCAAACCAUUCUGCAGUAUCAAAAAGAAAGCAGAGAAAUUAUGAAACAGCUAAGGGAUAGACAACAUAGCUUCUUGAAAGCAAAAUACCCGCACAUUGCUGCAAUGAACAGUCUUCAAAUGAUGGGCAAGGACGAUUUUAAUCCAAGACCGAGUACAAAAAGAUGUAAUGAAAUUAAUUCAAGUCGAGAAACAAGACUGGUGUCAAAAUCUGUAACGUACGUUAAAAAAGAGAUAAAUACGUCAAGGAAUAACAGAGGGCGGACAGCAAAAUGUUCGCCAAAUGAAACUGAGAGGAUUUAUCGAAAGCAGAAAAGUACAAUUUCGUUGCCUUCUUUAACAAGUCGACACAUCAAGCAAAAUAGGAAUUUGGAAAUUAAAUACGUUACGACUAGAUUACCACCAUUAGACGAGUUUCGUUUAUAAUAGAUAAAGUUAUUUGGAAUGGAAGAGACUUGGAGCAAGUUGUUUUAUUUUAUACAGAAAGACACUAUUGCAAGGAAUACGAAAAGACACUGUUGCAAGGAAUAUAAACAGCCUGUUCAAAUGGACCCAAAUAAUGGUGGCCCAACAUUUUUCAACAAUGUUGAAAUAUUUCGUUCGACACUGUAUACGGUAACUGUUUAUUUUUCAAGUCUAAUAGGUAAACCACUGAGAAGAUUUAACCAAAUUGUAAAUCUGUGACUGUGUUUUGAAACAUUUGUGAAAGAAACAAUGUCAAGCAUUUCUUGAAAAUUGUUGGAUAUGAUUUCGGCCCAAAAAUUCAAUGUAUAUAUAUAUAUGUAUAUAUAAAAAAUUCAAUGUAUAUAUAUUAUAGAGACGAUGUAUUUUUACA
Messenger RNA from Paramuricea clavata, 1248 nucleotides. The record is from the annotation of a GenBank genome assembly. NCBI's taxonomy places the organism in Eukaryota, Metazoa, Cnidaria, Anthozoa, Malacalcyonacea, Plexauridae.